AUUUUCUAUCACCAAAAUAUGCUAAAUUGACUUGUUAUUUGUACUAUUAUCAUGCUUUUGCACUGUUCGUUGUUGUAACGUUCUUAACCGCCCAUUCUGGACAUCUGCGGAAAAGAGCUUUUUAGCUCAUCGGAUUCCUGCAGUAUAAAUAAAUAUUCUGAUUAAUUUGGCAAUGGUGCCAAAUGAACAUCAGUAAUAACAAAUCGCGUUACCGCCAUCUGCUUUGAUCCACAUUGCUCACCGUAGUUUUUGGGCUGUUUAGAAUGUACCACUCACGCACUGGGGGGAACGACGUAAAUUUGUUUCGAAUUGACUUGUACUUCAAAACAUAACAAAAAAACAAAGCGCAGCAAAAAAAAUCACGACAAAUUUUAUCCCACAAUAAUGAACAAACCACAAUAUAACUAAACGCAAUAUGGUUACGUUUUAUUUGUAAAAAUUGUGAAAUAAUGGCAUCCGAAACACCCCCGUGGUUGACAAUGGUUUCUCCCUCCGCGCGGAUGGUCGCUACAGGAAUCGCUGGAGAAAUUAUGUUUUUUAUUAAAUCGUAAUUAAACUUUAAAACAUGCUUUAAAUACACGACACUUUGCCGUGUUAAAACAACCGCGUCGGUAACAGGAAGGAGGACGAGGAGCCAGGAACUUAAAGAUGACGACGGACGUGAGCGAGGCCAUCCCCUUCAUGGCCGCGUGCCACGGCCCCACCAUCCUGGCGGAGCUCAACCGCCUGCGCCUCGACGGGCAGCUUUGUGACAUCACGCUGCACGUGGCCGGCCACGCGUUCGGCGCCCACAAGGCCGUGCUGGCCGCGAGCUGCCCCUAUUUCCGCGACCACGCCGGGCUGCAGGGGCUGAGCGCGCUGCACGUCGGCGUCGUUCGCAGCCCGCGGGUGUUCGCCCAACUGCUGGCGUUCUGCUACACGGGCAGGCUGGUGCUGACGCGCAGGGAGAUCCUCGCCUUCCUCACCGCGGCCAGCUUCCUCCAGCUGCAGCCCGUCAUCGACCGCUGCGUGCAGCUGCUGGCCGGGAUGCUCAGUCCCACGUCCCACCUCACCGACUCCUCCCACGACUCUCCGGGCCUCCGCGAGCCUUCGCCUCCUGCUCCUGCUCCUGCUCCUCCUCCCCCCCCGCCUCCCCCUCCUCCGCGGUCGUCAUCGUGCGAUCGGCCUCUCCUCCCCUCCACGCCGCCGGCCCACGUCCCCGGCUCGUACGGCAAUCGCGAGGACGAGCCGGCGGCCGGCGGUGGCGGCGCAAGCUGCGGCGGGAGCGAGGCUUCCAGUUGGACCGAGCUGGGCUGGACCGACGGGUUCGUGCAGGGGUCGUCGCCGGAGGACGUCACUUUCCCUCCGGCGGUUUCGCGCCAUCAGCAUCAGCAGCAGCAGCAGCAACGCCAUCGGUACCAUCAUCACCAGCAGCAGCAGCAGCAGCAGCAUCACCAGCAGCAGCAGCAGCAGCAGCUGGUGCUGUUGCCAAGCCGCCGCCCCAGGAAGUCGGCCACGAGCGUCCGUCUCCAAAUCAAGACGGAGCCGCCGGACGAGCAGAUGCGCCGCAACGACCUCGACGACGACGACGUCGACAACGACGACGACGACGACGAGGAGGGGAACUACAACAACAGUGCGGCGGAGGAGGAGGAGCACAACGAGGAGGAGGAGGAGGAGGAGGACGAGGUGGUGAUGGCGGCGUGGGUUGGUGACGGCGGCGGCGGCGGCGAAGGAGGAGGCGAGGACGACGACGCCGGCGACCGCGACGAGAAGCCGGCGGCGCGCAGGCGGCGCCAGCCGCGGGUUAUUCAGCACGCCGACCUCGCCCGCCGGGGGCUCUUGGUGCCGCGGGCGUUCUCGCUGGCCCCGGCUUCGCUGGCCGCCGCCGCCGCCGCCGCCGCCGCCGCCGGCGUCAUCCGCGCACGCAGCACCCCCCGCAGCAGCACCCGGCGUCGGCCGAUCUCUCGCCGCAUUCGGACGGAGCUCUCCCGUCGGCCGCCGCCUACUGCCGACUACUUGCAGAGCGCGGCCGGCGGCGGAGGCAUCGGCGACGACUGCGGCGCCGCGUCGGUCGCCGGCGGCGGCGCGACGUCGUCAUCGGCGGCGGCGGCGGCGGCGGCGGCGGCAACGCCGCCGCCGUCCGGCCAGGAGCGGUGGAUGCGCUACAACCCGCGGCUGACGUGCCUCUACUGCGGCAAGUCGUUCAACCAGAAGGGCAGCCUGGACCGCCACAUGCGGCUGCACAUGGGCAUCACGCCGUUCGCCUGCCGGCACUGCGGCAAGCGCUACACGCGCAAGGACCAGCUGGAGUACCACAUCCGCACGCACACGGGCAACAAGCCCUUCCCGUGCACGCUCUGCGGCAAGUGUUUCCCCUUCCAAGCGACGCUCAACCAGCACGUGCGGAAGAACCACGGGCGCGGCGAGGGCGGCAGGGCCCUGCGCGGCGACGACGACGGCGGCGGCUCGGCCGGGAGGGCCGAUGGCGGCGGUGGGGAGGAGGUGGAGGAGGCGCGGGUGGAGGUUGCGCUGGAGAACGAUGUGGAUCGGAGCGCGAACUCGUGACGGGCUUUGAAAGUGCGGCGCUGCGCUCCCGACGCCGGUGCGUCCCCGGUUCGUCGCCGGCCACGUCGCGGCGUUGUUCGGUGGCUUCGCUUCCGCGUGCCGGGAGCUGCUUUCUCUCCCCCC
Petromyzon marinus (sea lamprey) is the source of this 2670-nucleotide messenger RNA. RefSeq lists its product as uncharacterized. Gene Ontology annotation, biological process: regulation of transcription by RNA polymerase II. The record is from RefSeq and is a predicted model, not a curated record. Gene Ontology annotation, molecular function: DNA-binding transcription factor activity, RNA polymerase II-specific; protein binding; RNA polymerase II cis-regulatory region sequence-specific DNA binding. Lineage: Eukaryota; Metazoa; Chordata; Hyperoartia; Petromyzontiformes; Petromyzontidae.